CUAUGCAGUGAGCGAUCGAAGGGCAAAGGCCUAGGGGGGCAUUGGGAUUGUGAUACAUGUAAUAUUUCUAGACUUGACGUGCCCACGGUCAAAUAGUAUCUAUCGAAUCUUUCGUAAGCAAACUGUUUUUCAAUCUGAGCCCUCUUUGCCCCCUUCUACUAAAAGUAGGACAGUCCGAAUGCACUCAGCCAUGUCAUGAUACCACGGGAGGGUGACGCUAGCUGAUUUGUUUUGGCGGUAGUACGUUGUACAUAAAGGAUGGAAUCAGCCGUGUCUUUUGUGAGCGGUUUACUCGCUAACCUGACCCUACAGUCUACCCUGGUUCUCGUCCUGGCCUUCCUGGUGACCUACUGGCUCCUGGGCGCAGGUGAUCGGCAGAAGAACCUUCCACCGGGCCCGAGAGGCCUGCCCCUGCUCGGUAACCUCCUUAGCUUCCGCCCGAGCCACUUGUUAUCCAACCUGGCGGCCUGGCGGCAGCAGUACGGAGAUGUUUUCUGUGUGAGGAUCGCCAACAGGCUGGCUGUCGUGCUCAAUGGGCACAAGGCUAUCCAGGACGCUCUCGUCAAGCAACCGGAAGUAUUUUCCAACCGCCCUCCCCCAAUGUUAGAUUCGGCCAAGGACCAAGGAGUUGCCAUGUCCGAGUACGGGGAGGAUUGGAAGGCGAAACGCCGAAUAGGUCUGACCGCCCUCCGUCAGUUCGGUAUGGGCAAACGUAGUCUGGAGGGGAAAAUCACGGAGGAGGCUCGCAUCCUGUGUGACGUCCUUGCGGAAAAGAACGGCACUGCAACGGACAUGUCGCUUCUAUUGUCAAAUGCGGUUUCUAACGUCAUUUGUGCCAUGUCGUUUGGUGAGAGAUUCGAACACAACGACAUGGAGUUCCAGAGGCUCAUGCGACUGAUGUCAGAGAUGGUCGGGGGUUCUGGGGGGAAUGCCGGAUCUUCUAUUUCUCGGUUUAUUCCUUUGGUACGAAAGUUGCCAUUCUUUAAAAAGGGACUGGAAAGACGAGUAAAAAUGAGCCUCGAGGUCGUUGACUUUAUCAAAUCAAAGAUCAAAGAACACAAAGAGACCUUCGAUCCUGCCGACAUCCGGGACAUUAUCGAUGUGUACUUGAUGGAGACCCAGCAGCAGACCCCGGAUGACGCGGACCGCACCAUUACAGAAAUGGGGAUGAUCAACACAAUGAGAGAUCUGUUCAUGGGCGGAGCAGAAACUACAGCUACGACCUUGAAGUGGGGGCUGUUGUACCUGGCGCGCCAUCUGGAGGUGCAGCGAAAAGUGCAGGACGAGAUCGACCGAGAGUUUGGCGCCAGUCCCCCAACCUUGUCCCAGCGAGGGAAGCUGCCCUACACAGAGGCCACCAUACUGGAAAUCCAACGGAUUCGACCUAUCGCACCGCUUGCUGUACCUCAUACCACCUCCACCGCUACAGUGUUGCACGGCUUCGACAUACCGGCCGACACUUUCGUCAUCCCGAACCUGUGGUCCGCCAUGAUGGAUCCGGCAGUGGCACCUGACCCUGAGACCUUCAACCCGGACAGGUUCCUCGACGAAGAUGGGACCGUUGUUCGUCCCGAGUGGCUCAUUCCCUUUUCGCUAGGGCGGCGUCAGUGCCUCGGUGAGCAACUGGCCAAGAUGGAGCUUUUUCUUUUCUUGACAACCUUGCUGCAGCACUUCACAUUCAAGCUGCCAGACGGCGCCCCUGCACUAUCAAUGGAGGGCUCUUUGGGCAUUGUCCUUGCACCCAAAGCCUACCAGAUUUGCGCCGUUCCCAGAGAUAAUUAGAACACUGUUUUGAUGCGUUUCAACGUAUUAUUGGGUAAUACAUAUACAAGUAAUUUGCUUUUAACUAAAAAAAGGCAAAAUAUGGGCACUCGGUAUAGUGUUGUCAUUAUAAAAAUGACGGGUUGAUCCUGAAAACGGAAAGCGUUGGACAGACACGGCCAAAUACCUUCGCUAAGUAAGCCUCAUUGAUAUUGAUAUGCAAGGAAGACCCUGGCUAUCAUUAUAUGAAUAAGAAUUCAUUUUCUUUCCUUUCCAAAUUGCACAUGUAGCAUUUUUCCUACAUCAUGCAAAUGAUAUCAACAUUUACAUGAUUGUACAUAAUUUAUGCAAAUAUGUGUUUGUGUAUGAUUAAUAUUACUAGUUUCAGUUUGCCUGUAGUUCUUUGCACAUGUCCAUUGCCAUCCCACCCUUUAUGUUAACUAAGGUCGCAUAGCUUCUAAUAAUCCUCUACAUUAUGGGCUACAUUUUUGCAGUGACAAAGUUGGUGAAGCUGAUCUAUAUCACCUAUAUGAUAUUCACCUUUAUCUAAACUUUAUGUGUCACUAGUACGUAAGUGGCAAAAUUUGUCACUGGUGUAUGUUGUACUUUUGUUAUCAAUCAUGUAAAUAGGUAUUUGUUUCCAUUGUGUACGUUACGCAUUGAGUAUGGAGUUCAUGUCAUUUAGCACCACGAAAUAAUGCAAAUCAGCCAAUAAUUUACAUAAUAAACAUACCGUUUUGAUGG
Messenger RNA from Branchiostoma floridae (Florida lancelet), 2505 nucleotides. Its product is annotated as cytochrome P450 2J2-like. Gene Ontology annotation, cellular component: cytoplasm; intracellular membrane-bounded organelle. Gene Ontology annotation, biological process: xenobiotic metabolic process. The record is from RefSeq and is a predicted model, not a curated record. Gene Ontology annotation, molecular function: iron ion binding; heme binding; oxidoreductase activity, acting on paired donors, with incorporation or reduction of molecular oxygen, reduced flavin or flavoprotein as one donor, and incorporation of one atom of oxygen. NCBI's taxonomy places the organism in Eukaryota, Metazoa, Chordata, Leptocardii, Amphioxiformes, Branchiostomatidae. The transcript has 4 exons. The coding region runs from base 259 to 1782 and encodes 507 amino acids.